AUGGCCGGAAAAAGAGAAAAGAGAAACUCCAACCUCUAUUGUGCUUAUCAUCGAGGUAUUGGACACGAAACCGAGGAUUGUAGCGAUUUGAAGAAAGACAUUGAGAAUUUAAUAAAGCAAGGGUAUCUGAAACAGUUUGUUCGCAGAGAUGGAGACCACAACAGAAGUGACUCCCGCCGCGACAACCGAGGUGAGCAACGCCUGGAGGAUAGGCAGAGACCACGUAGUAGUUGCCGAUCCCUGAGGAUCCUAGGAAGACGAGAAGGACUCUCCAAGGCUAAUCCAGAACAGGUCGAGAGCAGCUCCCGUCUUACUGAGACAAUCACGUAUGGCCCAAGUGACCCCGUCCCAACUGCUUCCAGUAGUCACGAGGCCUUGGUGAUAGAGUUGCUCACCAACAAUUAUAUAGUGAAGAAAGUGUAUGUCAACCCCAGUAGUUCGAUAGAUGUCAUGUAUUACCGAACCUUCAAAAUCUUGAUAUUAACCAGGGAUCAGCUCAUAUCUGUAAAGACCCCUUUAGUAGGGUUCAGGAGACACGUGGUCCACCCGCAAGGAAUGGUUACGUUUAUGGUGACCAUUGGGUGCCACCCUCGAUGCCGAACCAUUUCUGUCAAUUUUGUUGCAGUCAAAGCUGAUUCCCCAUAUAAUUUACUUAUGGGUCGACCCACCUUGAAUGCGCUACAGGCUGCGUAUUCAACCUACCACUUAAGUUUUAAAUUUUCAACUCUCACAGGCAUCGUCGAGGUAAGCAGCGAUGUCUGUGUAGCAAGAGAAUGCUAUUUUGCUACCCUGCAGGCCGCCUUUUCUUCAACGGCCGAGCCGAAAAUUGAGGGUAGGAGGUCUAAUAUUCUCUCGAUAGACUGUAUAGAUCCUCAACAGUUCGGGAAGCCUAAAAAGCUAGAGACCAAAUAUGAGGUAGAAAAAAUUCCUCUGAAUCCUUCGAACCCGGAUCAAACCAUCCGCGUUGGCACCAGCCUAUCUGAGCCUCUCAAAGGCGAGCUAACCUUCUCAAAGAAUACCAGAACGUCUUCGCCUGGAUUGCUGAACAAGUUGUGGGGGUACCCCAUCAACUUAUGCUGUAUGAACUGA
This is a messenger RNA of Coffea arabica (coffee), 1089 nucleotides long. RefSeq lists its product as uncharacterized. NCBI's taxonomy places the organism in Eukaryota, Viridiplantae, Streptophyta, Magnoliopsida, Gentianales, Rubiaceae. The record is from RefSeq and is a predicted model, not a curated record.